ACUUGAAAUCUCACUUUAUGUUUGACAAUAGGUCAACUUAUCAAUCAGAGACAUAGCCUGCUUUGUCUCUGAGGGAACAGUUAGCUUACAUUCUACUUCUUUUCCCUUAAAGAUACAGUCUACACUAAUUUCAAAAGUGCCCAGUUAGAGAAACCAGAGCCAGCAGAGAAAUGACUCUUAUGAGACCUUAAAUCUCACAUUAUACUGAUUUUUGGACAAUAUUUGCUUCAGUACCUAAGUAAAUUGUACUAGGUUACAAAAUGCCCUUCAGUUUCUCCUCCACAUCUUUUUGUUUUGUUUUGUUUUGUUUUGUUUGUUUGUUUGUUUGUUUUGUUUUGUGGUUUUUGGGGGGGUUGUUUUUUUGUUUGUUUGUUUUUUGGGUGGUACAGGUGGCCAGUUCCCAGAGAGAAAGGAAGAGUAGGAACCAUAAAUGAGUGCUGUCCUCAACCAAGGUGCUGAAGAACACCCCGCAGCAUUCUGCUACCAGGUGAAUGGAUCUUGCCCCAGGACAGUCCAUCCUCUGGGCAUCCGGUUGGCCAUCUACCUGGCCGGUGCAGUAGGCAUGUUGAUUACGGUCCUAGGAAAUUUGUUUGUGGUGUUUGCUGUGUCCUACUUCAAAGCGCUUCACACCCCCACUAACUUCUUGCUGCUUUCCUUGGCCCUGGCUGACAUGUUUCUGGGUCUGUUAGUGCUGCCUCUCAGUACCAUUCGCUCAGUGGAGAGCUGCUGGUUCCUUGGAGACUUCCUCUGCCGCCUGCAUACCUAUCUGGAUACCCUCUUCUGCCUCACCUCCAUCUUCCACCUCUGUUUCAUUUCCAUAGACCGCCACUGUGCCAUCUGUGAGCCCUUGAUCUAUCCCUCCAAGUUCACAGUCAGGGUGGCCAUCAGGUACAUCCUGGCAGGGUGGGGGAUUCCAGCAGCUUACACUGCCUUCUUCCUCUACACAGAUGUGGUAGAGAAUGCGCUCAGUCAGUGGCUGGAAGAGAUGCCUUGUGUGGGCAGUUGCCAACUGCUCUUCAAUAAGUUUUGGGGCUGGUUAAAUUUUCCUAUGUUCUUCUUCCCCUGCCUCAUCAUGAUCAGCUUGUACGUGAAGAUUUUUGUGGUUGCCAUCAGGCAGGCUCAGCAGAUCAACACCUUGAGCAAAAACCUGGCUGGGGCUGCCAAACGUGAAAGAAAAGCUGCCAAGACCCUCGGCAUUGCCGUGGGCAUAUACCUCUUGUGCUGGCUUCCCUUCACCAUUGACACGCUGGUUGACAGCCUCCUUAACUUCGUCACACCGCCACUGGUCUUUGACAUCUUUAUUUGGUUUGCUUACUUCAACUCGGCCUGCAACCCUAUCAUCUAUGUCUUCUCCUACCGGUGGUUCAGAAAGGCACUGAAACUCUGCCUGAGUCGAGAGGUCUUCUCACCUCGGACACCCACUAUUGACUUGUACCAAGAGUGACUUCUUUGAAUGCAGGCGAGGGGUAGGUCCCUGCAGGAAGGAUGAGUGCUCUGUGGCAGGGGCGGUGUCAUGAGUUUGUGGGCAUGCUUUUAGGGCACCAUGGUUUAAGUGGAGGAGAAAAAACAACCUCUUAAUUCGAAAAGAAAUAUAGUACUCUCUUAAUUCAAUGUUUCUGUAGUAGAAUGUAGC
Molecule: messenger RNA, 1633 nt
Organism: Felis catus (domestic cat)
Lineage: Eukaryota; Metazoa; Chordata; Mammalia; Carnivora; Felidae
Gene: TAAR5
Product: trace amine associated receptor 5
Exons: 1
Coding region: 431-1444 (337 amino acids)
Biological process (GO): G protein-coupled receptor signaling pathway; cell surface receptor signaling pathway
Cellular component (GO): membrane
Molecular function (GO): trace-amine receptor activity
Source: RefSeq, a predicted model, not a curated record